AUGCCGAACAAAUACUCACACAGUGUCGUUCUGGCCAAUUACUCCAGUCGGGGUAUUAUCAGCCUAUCGAGUGAGGAGCAAUUGGAUAAAUCGAAGUCGCUGGCGACCCCCCGGCUUCUCGCUGGCGCACUGCCACCACAGCCUCAACAAUUCAUGUCCACGGCGAAAUCGAGAGCGAGGGCUUCUUCUGACCCUUUGGUUCAUGCUCGUUCUUCGACAUUGAAUCCAACGUCUACAACCCCAAGGUCGUCGAAACUACAAAGUGUUAUCUUCCCUUGUGCCAUAACAACUCCCCAGCAGUCUCGAAAGGAUGUAGUCUCCCAUCGUAAUCAGUCAACAGGAGCGAUCGAUGACACUCAUCCUCCAACCAGUGAGCGAAAGGUGAUCGUCCACUCAGAGAUUGAACCCACCGCGGCUGGGAUGGCAGACAGCGAUUUUUGGCCUCGUACCUCUGCUACACCACACGGAAGACCGUCAACUGGCUCCCGCCUGCCCUCACCCUUUGAGCCCCAUGUCGAAAGUCUAAAAUUCACUGUGGAGCAAGAUCCGUUCAGAGCAGAGGCGAAAUCAGCAUAUUAUCCCAUGAAUGCUAUUUUCAAACCUGAGCAGAAGCUCCUCUCGCCCCUUGCAGCACAGAAGUAUGAGCGAAGGAAAGGGUUAAGAGGUGCAGCUCGACCUCAAAAUCGGGAUGAUCUGCCAUUAUCUUGGCUAGGGGAAUCUUUGCAGGAUGGUUAUGCUGAGCCGCUUCUUUCCAUUCGGGAGUUUCUCGCCUCCUCGCCGAGGCUUGCUGCAGGAGACGACAAUGCGCACUCGAUUUUCCCACAGGCGACCUGCAAGUAUGACACUGUACACAAGACGCCCGGCCUCCAAGCUGCGGCACAAAUCUCGAAGCAUCAAACACCUCGUCGGCAGUCACUCAAUCGAGCCUGCAUCAACUUCACUAACUUAUCUAAUGAUGAGGUCAGUGAAAACAUUCAUGGACACAUCCCUCAAACGCCACCGGGUAAAUCACCGUCUGCAAAUACCUCGAUUCUGGAAACUGGUGUUCCAAACCCGAGCAUCUUGAAACCGGCAGAAGUGCUUCCUAAUCUUCACGAUGAAUUUCCUCUUGUAUCUAUGCUGCACACAAGAGACAAGUUCGGAAAUGAAGCGACAUUGAGAAGAGGUCCAACAGAACCGCAAGCCCGACGACGGCCCUUCAGCCUGGGUAGCUGCGAGCUUCAAACCGCACGCCUCCAGAAACGUGCAAUGCUCUGCGGAAAGAAGACCGAGGAAGCUAUAGGGUACUUGUUCUCGCAUGGUCCGGUUGUAGAGUCAAGGCAUCUAUCGUGGUUGCCGCCAGAUGUGGGAGUGAAUGCUCAAAUGACAGAUGAAUUGCACGACGAGGCCCGAACCCUUUUACAAUUGUCCAAAUCCGAAGCUCGUGCAGAUGUCACCAGUGCAAGCCCAGUACCUAGUGCCGCUCAACCCGACCAGCCAGAGUUCCAGCGUGUCGAGGCUGACUUCUCCAAACUCACUGACGACUACGAGGAUGAAGAGGUUUGUGAUCCCAUGGAUGAUGUUAUGCCGAACAUCUGCAUUCACAGACGCAGUCAUGAGUGGAUCGACGACCGCCUUCUGCAAAAUGACUCUAGUCCCAAGAUGUCGCCACCAUUAUCUCAGAAACCCAAGUUAAAGCCCGAACUGAAGUCAGAAGAAGAGAUAAGGAUGAAGAUCCCCACUCCCAUCCCGUCUCCUUCACUGCCAGCAAUGUCGCCCAAGAGAUCCGCUCGAAGAAUGGUCAAGUCACUACCGGGAUCGGUCUACCAAGUGUCAAGGCCUGUAACCAUGCCCGAGUUCGGUGUACCCUCCAUCGUGCGGUAUGAUGACCAGACCGAGCACAUCCAUGAACCGAGCACGUCGAGGCCUAACUCCAGAUGGAGGUCACUCACGUCGCAGAAACAGAAAGGCGGUCCGAGAACAUUACGGAAGUUGGCAUCAUUGUCGCGAUUUCCCAGGAUGGGAGGUGUUGCAAGACGUGGCAAGGAGACAGUGCCUGUCAGAACAAUAGACGACCUUCAACAAGACAGUGACGAUUGGACAUUACCAAAUAGCCCUGUUUCAAAGAAAGCUGCUUCGAGGGCCAGUCCGCCCGAGUCAUUCGCAGCAGGAGAAGAAGACGAGGCGAUGCCUAAGCCCAUAGCACUGAGGCUCCAGCAUCAGCAUCCUUUGAAUUUUAGCAGGCAGUUCCAGAAGGUGACCACUGAACGCGGGUACACUGAACGCGGGUACACAGACGAGAUGGAUGAUAUGAUAUCUCUCUUCUCCAAUGACCAUGUCGUCUCUGUUAACGUACAGAACGAUUACACAAGCAGCCUACACACUGCGGGAGACGAGAGGGAGGACCCAGAUGCAGCCCUUCCUCCGCCAGAUAUAUCGCGCUACCGGCCCGAUCGCACCAGCUACUGGUACGGGCAGUUUCGUCGUUCACAAACUUCUCUCGCGGCGCUCCCUGGCAUCGCUAAACCAAACGCGAAUACAAGCGCAAAUCGACGGUCCCGCGCUGUAUCGGAGAAUGCGAUGCCAUCGAUGUUCUGGACUCUGAAUGCUAGUUCACCUCCGCCUGUGCCUCCCCGAAGCGAAGCUCGAAAAGCAAAGGGAGAGAACGGAGGCCGGAUGGAGACGGGAAUGAGAACACUCUGGGGACGAUUGAGGCGGCGCAUGGAGCGCCGUGUUUUUCCCCCCUAA
This is a messenger RNA of Cladophialophora bantiana CBS 173.52, 2727 nucleotides long. RefSeq lists its product as uncharacterized. The transcript has a single exon. The record is from RefSeq and is a predicted model, not a curated record. NCBI's taxonomy places the organism in Eukaryota, Fungi, Ascomycota, Eurotiomycetes, Chaetothyriales, Herpotrichiellaceae. Bases 1 to 2727 code for a protein of 908 amino acids.